CACUCGCGCUCUGAUAUUUCCCAAACCCCCUUCCAAAACCCUCGCGCACCUCAUUAUCAUCGUCUCUCCAAUUUGCAACCGCUCAUUUCACAGCCAUGUCGACCUCAUCGGCGGCGAUGCUGGUCCGAUCACUCCUGUCUCUCCGAUCCUCACCUUCGCUGUCGUAUCUCUUCGUCCCGAAGCGCCUUCUCUCCACCGCUUCCACCAUCGGCCGUGCACCGCCUCUCCCCGGUUUCGCCCGCCCGGUCCGGUCCGCCCCCUUCCUCUCGCACUCUGUCCGGGUUGUUAUGCCCGGUGCCGCUCGGAUGAACGCCGUCAGGUGCAGGGUGAACCGGUCGGGGGGAUCGACGUACUCGCCGCUCAACUCGGGGUCGAACUUCAGCGACCGGCCGCCCACGGAGAUGGCUCCCCUGUUUCCUGGAUGCGAUUACGAGCACUGGCUCAUCGUGAUGGACAAGCCUGGUGGCGAAGGGGCCACGAAGCAGCAGAUGAUCGAUUGCUAUAUCCAAACCCUAGCCAAGGUCGUUGGAAGUGAGGAGGAGGCUAAGAAAAAGAUUUACAAUGUGUCUUGCGAGAGGUACUUUGGGUUUGGGUGUGAAAUCGACGAGGAAACAUCAAAUAAGCUUGAAGGCCUGCCUGGUGUUUUAUUUGUGCUUCCUGAUUCAUAUGUUGAUCCUGAGAAUAAGGAUUAUGGUGCUGAGCUGUUUGUGAAUGGAGAGAUUGUUCAAAGAUCACCAGAAAGGCAGAGGAGGGUGGAGCCAGUGCCUCAGAGAGCUCAAGACAGGCCAAGAUACAACGAUAGAACCCGAUACGUGAGGCGCCGUGAAAACUCGCGGUGAUCCAUGAUCCAUGCUCUGUGAUCCAUCCAUGAACAAGCCGUGGGUAUUAUUGGAUGGGGUUACGUUCAGGUGUCUUGUUGAUGUAAUGUGCUUGAUUGUGUGACAGAACCUUAUACCUUGGAAACUCGUGUGGUAUCAAGCACUUUAAUCGAUGUGGCAACUGUAUGUUCUUUUUUGUUUCUUUAUUUAGUUAACUACUAUACAGCUUGCCCUAAGUUCAGUAUUUACUUAAGAAAUCAUUAAUUAUUGCAUCA
Diospyros lotus (date-plum) is the source of this 1093-nucleotide messenger RNA. RefSeq names its product multiple organellar RNA editing factor 2, chloroplastic-like. The coding region runs from base 96 to 839 and encodes 247 amino acids. The transcript is spliced from 4 exons. Gene Ontology annotation, biological process: mitochondrial mRNA modification; cytidine to uridine editing. The record is from RefSeq and is a predicted model, not a curated record. Gene Ontology annotation, cellular component: mitochondrion. NCBI's taxonomy places the organism in Eukaryota, Viridiplantae, Streptophyta, Magnoliopsida, Ericales, Ebenaceae.